This is a messenger RNA of Orussus abietinus, 12642 nucleotides long. RefSeq names its product serine/threonine-protein kinase MARK2. Gene Ontology annotation, cellular component: cytoplasm. The record is from RefSeq and is a predicted model, not a curated record. Gene Ontology annotation, molecular function: ATP binding; tau-protein kinase activity; protein serine/threonine kinase activity. NCBI's taxonomy places the organism in Eukaryota, Metazoa, Arthropoda, Insecta, Hymenoptera, Orussidae. The coding region runs from base 6293 to 9217 and encodes 974 amino acids. The transcript has 14 exons. Gene Ontology annotation, biological process: microtubule cytoskeleton organization; intracellular signal transduction; protein phosphorylation.
UUCGUUAACGGAAGAGGGGACUCCGGUGUAGCCGGAAACGCCUCGUAAAAAGCGUUGGAAUUUUCAUCGGCGUCAUGGGGUCGCACGAGAGAUGUGGAAAGAAAUGCCGCGCGAUCUACCGGGUUUAACGCGAGAUUAAACUGUUUCUUAUGCAACCCUAAAGAUUUAAUACUUAUAUACAGAUACAACGUGACGGACGCGAAUGCCGUAUGUGUACGAUGAGACGGCAUUCGUGUCCGCCACUAUACUCAAGAACCGUUUUGCGUUAUCACAAAAAGGGGUACUUAUUCUGUCGAAGCGCGAUUUAGAAGGACGAAAUUUCUAUCAGGCUUCGUUAAUGUAAACGUCUUUUGCGUUUUUGUAGGUUGAGGCGUAACGAGAUACCUUAUUGAAUUCAAUUUCUUGUCGCGAGAAGAGCUCGUCUUUGCAGAUAAAAAAUGUGCCAGGUGUCCGGUUUUCUCGACUCCGAGUUCAGAUGGAUUCGGAAUGUUAUUUUAAACGCGAAGCGAGGAGAUUAAUGACGUCUCGUUUGACGGUAAACCACAGUCGUUUGCACGUGUCGGUAUGGCAAUAUCGAUACGGAUAAAGUGGCGGCGCUGGUUGGCAGUGGUCAUGGUGGUCGAGAGGUGCGACACCUUGAAAAAGAUACGCUACGUAAUUGAUCCAGGUUGUAAAUACUCGGUUCCGUACGCAAUUAUUUCAGCACGACAAAAUCAUCUCUAUCAAUUGAUUAUAAUUUUGGCCGUUAGGCAUCUUUCUACGUUCGCGAAUGCAUCAUCUGUGAUUUACUCGGAAUGUUAUGUUAUACGUGUUAUUCAGCAAUUUAUAUUCUUAACGUGCACUUGUUAACGGUUCCCAAUUUGGCUAAAUCCACUUUCAAAGUGAACUUUACUGCCACGCGUGCUUUUACUUCUCUUUCGAGCUAACGCCGUUCCGUUUCUCGUUAAAAAUACACGGAUUCUUUACGGACUAUUUCCGUCGUUUUCAGCAUUAUCGAGCAUUUCUCCGCGAGCGUUCUCGUCAAUUAAACCAACCUAGCGAGCCAGCCUUGGCAAAAAAGAGGAGAAAAUUUUCUCGCAGUGAGUGGCUUAACCGGAUGGCGGAUUUUUUGUGGCUGCAGUCUUGCCCUCGCGCGCGCACAUAGGCGUAAAAUGUGCGUUAAAUUCACUUCGCUAGAAUACUUGUACUCACGAAAAGUACGUUAUCGAAAAAUUAUUUAAUAUAUCGGUACGAGGAACUCUUGGAACAUUUUGUCAGGGCAUCCUUUUACAAUCUCCUCUAAGCCCUCUUCAUUUAAUUUAAUCACUCUCAAGUUGACUUACAUCGAGCCCUAAUUUCCUUUCUAAACCAUAUUCUUCAUGGCUGAGCGUUUUAUUCGCUAUUAUUUGUGUUAUUAUAUUUAUGCCGCAAAUUUUGCCGAAGAAAAGAACCUUUUUUUCUCAGGAAGUAGCCUAGUUCGAAUUUUCUAUCUCCAGGUUCUGCAUUAACGCUGAUACGCAUAAAUUGCGUCUUAAUUUGAGGACCUUCCCGGAGCACUUUCUCAACGAGCACAUUAUUGGGAAUAAUAAUUAAGCAUGGGCUGCUCCUUGUUACUCAUCAAGGGCUCUCUUUGAGGAAAUCCAGAAAAGCAUGCUGUCGGUUAAGGGACCUAUCGAUCCGUCGUGUUCGGUCGAACCGAAGCUCUCCUGGUCGAGUCAACUCGCGUUAAAACCUAGUUCUCGUAUAUCUGAGAGAAAAAACGUCGUUAGCAUUACCCGCGAAGUUUAGCUAAAGAGAAAAAAAAUUCUGUGAAAGCGGCGCAAACGGAAGGCGGAUUUCUUGUCCCGGAGUGCAACACUCGACUCACAUAUCGGCAUGGAUUGCACGUUAAUUCGAGCACCUCCUCACACCUCUUUGAACUCGACGAGGAAUUCUUGAGAAUAAUAAUUAGAGCCAAGACGAUCCAUGCCACUCAUGGAGGACACUAUUUAAAGAAUUCGAAUAAGCAAGCGAUCGAAUUCAAGACCUAUUGAUUUGUAAUUGAGUUAAAGGGAGUCGAGUCGCUUAUGUGUACCUCCACUGAAACAUUAAUUAACUUUACCGUGUCACCAACGUCACUUUCAUUCGUAUUAACUUCUCGGUAUCAAUAAUUAGAAUCUAGCCUAAUCGAAUAGUACCUCUAUUUUGUCACUCUAUGUACUCGAUUGUUCGGAUCCAUUACGGCCGCAGUCCAGGAAAUCAUAAUUAAGCCCAAAUUAUCCACGGCAUCAUCGAGCCGCAUCAUCACCAACAUCAGUUUCGCUCAUGUUAACUAUUUAGUACAAAAAAUUAGAAUCGAACCUGGUCAAGUGGUGUCUUUAUAUUAUCGCUAUGUACUCACUCGUUCAGUUCAGUUAGGGCCACAGAACAUGACGACAGUGAGCCUAGAUUAUUCAAGGUACUCUGGAUCCGCUAUCAUUACCAGUAAUGGUUUUGCUCAUCUUAAUCUUGUGGUACCAGAAAUUAGGAUCUACAAUUUUUUACUGUCUGUACAGUAGAUCGCACGGAUCCGUUAAGGUCGCAGCUCGGGGAAUAACAAUUAAGCCCGGAUUAUCUAAGGUACUAUCAAUCCGCAAAGUUAAGUCUGGUUCAGGACUCUUUCCCCGGGUAUUUGCGGCGUGACGUUAAUUUAGCUCCCUUGGGACGCCUGUCCGGAAGCCCAUUCUGAUACACCGGCGGAACAAAAUAGUGAAUCGCAGUUCGUUACACAGAAACCAGGAGCCAGUUUCCGUUGGUGGGACUUCGAGUACGAAACUCGCGAAGCUGAUGCUCGUCUUAAUACCUCGCUGGGUCGCCGACGACGCGGCUUGUACGUCGGGAAAAUCAAGCAGGACGGCUCAAUUUACGGGGAAAUAAGCUCGUGGUGUUACGUCUGAAAUGGGAAAAAUGAGUGAGAGGAGAGGACUGUCUUCUUGACCAAAAAUUAUACUUACACGGAAAUUGAACUCCGCAGGCGAUAAAUAAGUUUCACGGCGAUCGAUAGAAAUUUAACAAACUAAUAUUGCAUUAGACUCUCGUAAAGUUCUUUUUUUGAUCACGCAUUAACACGAUUUAAUCGACUCAUUUUGUUGUAUUUUUAAUUCCUUGUUCGAUGUUUAUGGAACCACCGUUAGUACGUAUGAUUAUCUUGUUACGUUCUAUUUAUGGAAACAAGAAUACUUUACAGGUGCAGUUAAGAAAUUCCCAUAGUUACGCACUUUGAACUACAUAAGUACGCUCAAAUAUACGAUGAGCUUAUUCAUGAGUGGGUCGCGAUGGCGCACAUUUUUCCAGGUAGCUGGAUACGCAUAUCCGGGCCAUCUGUACUCGUAUUUAAAUUAAAGAAAGGUGGGAAAAGUUCGUUCCCCCUGCAGUCAUCAACCGGCCUUUGAGCGAUAAAACAUCACUCCACGUUAAUUCUUUCCCUUUCUCGCGACGUGAUAACAUUCCUGUUGCCAGGUUGGCUGACUUUUUGCCGCAUUCGUCAAACCCCGUGACUCGAUAGAACCUUAUCGAUUCGUCCGCCGCCGAUAGCGAAAGAACCAAAAAUCGAUCCCCCUCCGUCGCUCGUUCUAGGAUCCCCAGCGGAUUUCUAAUUUCCUACGUUUCAGUACGGUAUCUCCGUGAUUCGCUAUCGAUGUAGGUUGCGCAAUUGCUAAAUUCCGCAGUCGUUAGGCUCCACUAAUCGAUACUAUCGAAAUUGACCUAUAAUUCACGGAUCGGCCGGUAUACGUAAACGCGAAAUAAAAUAUAGCCUCGCUGUCUCCACUAAAAAUUGUUUCCAGUCCAAGCCAACUCGAGCUUUAAAAGAGACUUCCAGGCGGAGGUAUCGGCCUUUACCAGAUAUAUCGCUUAUCUGCAUCUAACUUCGAUAGCAAACUCGAGUUUAUCCGCGUUUAUCGAGCCCGUCCGGGUUUAUCGUCACGUUAUGGACCCAGUUGCUCGACGACGGUCGACCGCGAAGGCCUCAUACAGCUACGGCCCUUUUUCCUUCCUAAUCUUUGGGAGGCCUCGAGUCAUGUGUAGAGGAAAUAAAAUCCCUGAAACUUGUUUGUUGUGCUUUUGUGUUGUGCACCUUGCCGAGGCUGUGCCAUGACGUCACGCUGCUUCGAUAUGUGCUAGCCUCGCUUUCUGUGCCGUGCAAGCCGAGAAGCGGGGUGAUAACACCGCUGCGGUGAGCCUUAUCACCAAGCAAUAUGUGCUCGAGGUGCGACGGGUCGCCUUGGAGUUUUCACGAAGCAAACCGAUCCCCUCGAAGGUCCUUUUCGAAGAUUUUGUAUGUUCUUUCCUUACCUCGAAGGCCGCUGAAUUUCAUAUUUUCUCUAUUUUUUCUUUGAAUUUAUUUUUUGCCCGUGAGUCGAAACGAAAAACUCGUUGGAGAUCCAAUCCUACCGUAAGUCGAGGUUCCAGGGAACGAAUAUUUCGCGUCGGACGUGAUCUGGUCGGCGUUUUCGAUCCAGCGAAUACAAACCGCACGGUUUAGCUUGGAAUUCGAUUGAGAUACAAUGUAACAUCCUGAUCGCUGAAAACAGGAGAAGGGAAGUGAGAAAGAGUUGUGCGUUAUUGCAAGUUACGGCCAAGUGUACUUUAUUGUUGAACAAUUCAACUUUCGAUUUAUCUGGUCGUAUUUUCACGUAUCUUCCAAUUUACUCGGUUUCUUUGUCGCUUUGUCGCGUUGGGCAUUUCCUUGGUCUAUUUCGGUAGCCCUGUAUGUUCGACGGGUGUUCUUUUAUUGGACCGGUUGGACCCUUUCGUGCAGUUACUAUAAUUUAUGGAAGACUUCGGAAGAGGGGACCGAUGGGUAUCGGAUUGCUUCGGGAAGACGCAGAGUCGAUCGAUCGAUCGAUCGAGGGAGUCGGCACACCAUCCUCGCGAUUUCAAAGCCGUCCGCUGGAUAGCUGGUAGAAGAUGGGAUUAACGGAGUUCGACGCGAAGGUCGUCGAUGCGCGGGGUAAACCCGCAGGUGAUCGGCCCGAUGGCGGUUCCUUAACGAGGACCUGUGUUUCUUCCCAACAGAGCUGAUCGACUCCGCCGAUUGGCUCCCAGCAACGACCGAAUCGACGCAGACCUCCUCGAGAGGGCCUCGAAGGACGAGCUAAGCCGUAUCUCGGACCGUUCCUCGAAGGACUCGUUAUCGGGCGAUCCCUCCACGAGAAAGAUGACAGCUGCCGACUCGAAGAGAGAACGACAUCUCGGGACGAUGUACUCGAAGGAUUUGUCAUUUUGUAGGACGAGUCUCGUCGGGGAAUUGUAAAGGAGCUCACGGUAGAACCGGACACAUGCCUCGAAGAGGAAGCGAAAUCUUGGAAGGAUACAUGUGAAGGAUUUGAGAGUUUAUGGUGUUUUAUUGGAAAAGUUUGAGCAAUCGUUCGAGGGUCUCGCUGCAAAGUGGACCAAUUUCCUCAAAGAGUGGACGAGGCCUUGGAAAGGUUCUCAACGAACGAUCCUAGGCGAUCGUGGCAACGGUGCGCUUCCUCCGCGAAACCGAUCGACAACUUCUGAAAGACCCCCGAGGUCUCGAAUCGGUUUUCGAACGACGACUCGGUGAAUCAGCGAUUUUACAAUCUUCCGUUGGAAAACUCUAGGCGACCGCCUUAGCGGCGAUCUUGUCGCGAAACCGGUCGACGAGGUCCAGGACAGCCCCGGUCGCGGAGCGAUUCACGCGGAACAACCCGGAAUGCUGGCACCGUUCGCGAUCUUUCAUCGACGAGUUUUUCGCGAUCGCCUCGACCGCCACCUGACCAUCGAACCGGUCGACAGACCUCAAAGGCGAAGCCGAACCUGGAAAUGACUCAGAGGCUCCGGCGACUGGAAGGACCUUUAACUCCUGUUACGAGCCGAAUUUACACGAUUUCACCGACAAAAUCCUUCCGAGACUCUCGCGGAAGCAACGUUUUCGGGAGACCGUUCCUCGAGAAAGGAACUUCGGUAGUCGUCUCUUCAUCGAGACGUCCUAUACAACCGGCGACUGAAACCAAUCAAGAAGGGUCAGACUUGGUCCGUUGUAGCCUGCGAGUCCUUAAUUCGGCUCUUUAUCAAGCCAUAUCAUUCUUUCUCGGCUAGGCAACGGAAGGAUCUCAUAUCCUGACGAGGUUCGAUACCGCAAGGAAUCUACAAAAUCUAGUCCAUCUUCAAGGCGCAGAGCUUUCGACUCGGCCGACGACUCCAUCUAGGAUCUUUUGGCUCGUUUUCGCAGCGGCGGAGAGAGAGUUGACCGUGGUGUCGGUAUCGGGGCCGAUAAGGGAUCUCCCUGCUCCCGUCUCGGACGGCGUCGCUGUCGCGGCGCGUCGCCGUCAUGAGCGAGCCCGCGGCAAGCGCGGCGAACCGCGAGAUCCCGCUCGCCAGGAGCCAGCCGGGUAGAAAGUCGAUCAGGCCGUCGAGUUUCCGACGAGCGGUUGACGCCGACGCCACUCGAGCGUCGCACCCAGCGAGCGAGGCCGCCAGCCCAACCACGCCAGGGCCUAAGGUCGAGCCCAGUCGCACGACCACCAUGGAGGCGCUCAAGCAGUGGACGCUCGUCGAGGGUGACGGCGGCGGACUGAGGGUCGUCGAGCGACGGGUCGAGGCCGAACCCUGGCGCACCAGGUCGCCGGCGCCUCGGCGCGCUCCCCUCGGCCCUCCCGAGGCCAAGUUCAAGGCCAAGGCCGGGCCUGUCGACUCCGGACCCUCGCCUCCGCCUAACGCCCCGGUCAACCUCGGCAGCAUCCUCGGCUGCUACGUCGACCCCCGCGAGAGCAUCGACAUGCUGGAGCGCCUGGAGAGGCAGGUCAAGGCCAUCGAGAUGGGAACCAUCGCCGCCAGGACGAAACUCCUCGGCCAGGACCGGACCGACGUCUCGGCCAAGAUCGAGCCCCGGGAGGGACUGCUCGCCAACCUGCCCGACGACGAACCACAAGGGAACCAUCCGUUUCGACGCGGGGAAGUGACCAGGAACUCGACUGGAAACACCGGCGUCGUCCCCAAGCCGACGACCACCAAACUCUCGAGGACUGCCUCGGACACGAGGCGCGGCCAGGAGUCAGACAUGUUCUUCAAGGUGCAGGCGAGGACCCAGAAAGCCCGCAACCUGCCCAGACCCAUUGUCACUAACAGGCACCUCCAGGAACUUUCGACCGCCUUGGACCCCGUGACCAAAGUCACUCGCAACGAUGGCCAAAACCAGGCUAACAAGGAGACGGGGGAUGGAGUGGGAGUGUCCAGCGGCGGAGGCCGAUUGUCCUCGAGAAGUCGGACCUCCGAGGAGCCUCACAUCGGCAAGUACAAACUCCUGAAGACCAUUGGAAAAGGAAACUUCGCUAAGGUUAAGCUUGCCAAGCACAUACCCACGGGGAAGGAGGUGGCUAUUAAGAUCAUCGACAAGACGCAACUUAAUCCCGGCAGCCUUCAGAAGCUAUUUCGCGAGGUGAGGAUAAUGAAGAUGCUUGACCAUCCAAACAUAGUAAAGCUGUUCCAAGUAAUCGAGACUGAAAAGACGCUGUACCUGGUGAUGGAGUAUGCUAGUGGUGGGGAAGUAUUUGACUACCUGGUGAUGCACGGGAGAAUGAAGGAGAAAGAGGCCAGGGCGAAAUUCAGGCAAAUCGUCUCCGCUGUGCAGUACUGCCAUCAGAAGAAGAUUAUUCACAGGGAUUUGAAGGCGGAGAACUUACUACUCGACAGUGAAAUGAACAUUAAAAUAGCCGAUUUCGGAUUUAGCAAUGAGUUCACUCCAGGCAACAAGUUAGACACUUUCUGCGGCUCGCCUCCCUACGCGGCGCCUGAACUAUUCCAGGGCAAGAAAUACGACGGUCCCGAGGUGGAUGUGUGGUCGCUCGGAGUAAUCCUAUAUACCUUAGUAUCCGGCUCACUGCCAUUCGACGGUUCGACGCUAAGGGAGUUAAGGGAAAGGGUAUUAAGAGGAAAGUACCGAAUUCCCUUUUACAUGUCCACCGAUUGUGAAGGCCUCCUGAAAAAGUUUCUGGUGCUCAACCCGAUGAAGCGGGCCUCGUUAGAGGUACGUGGCGACAAGAAUAUAAUGAAGGACAAGUGGAUGAAUAUGGGAUAUGAAGACGAUGAAUUAAAACCGUACUUAGAGCCAGAACCUGAUUACAAAGACCACAAGAGGAUAGGUGAGUCUGCCAAGGCUCUUGUGAGUAUGGGAUACUCGCGAACCGAGAUCGAAGACUCCUUAGGACAAGCGAAGUAUGACGACGUAUUUGCAACGUAUCUUCUGCUCGGUAGAAAAACAACAGAUCCUGAAAGUGACGGCUCGCGGUCGGGUAGUUCCCUGUCGCUGCGUAACAUUCCACCGCAAGUCAGUUCAGGUGGAGGAGGAACCGGUGGGGGAGGCACCGGAGGUGCCGUCCAGAGCCCAUCUCACAGAGGCGUACACCGCAGCAUCUCCGCCAGCAAUCCAAAAUCCAGCAGGCGGGCAUCGUCCGGUGGUGAGACCCUUCGCGGAGCGCCAAGUCCAGGUAACGCAACGAAUCACAAUCAUGCAAAUGUCGCGACUGGCGCUACGGUUGCUGGAACGGGUGGUAGCAAUUUCAAACGACAAAACACAGUGGAUGCAGCUACAAUUAAAGAAAACAGUACCCGCGUAUCUAACAGUCGACCAUCUGCACCCAAAAAUAGUCCUGGACAACUCGAUACCAUGACAAUGUUCAUUAUAGGCAUGGGGACCAGUCCUGGAGGUAAAGGACGAGCUAGCAAGAUCAACACGAUGAACGUCGGGGUAGGAGGUGGUGGUCGGCCCCUCACCUCCCCCGCCCCUGGAUCCGUUAGUCGACGUAGUACUAUCUCCUAUGACCAAGCUAAGACAUCUUCUUCGUCAACAGAAAGAACAAACGAUGUACCCAGCCUGGGCGAGGGUACUAGGCCGACGAGGGGUCACACCAAGUCAGCGAGCAUCAGUGCAGGGCACCGCUCCUCGAGUGGCAUACCCCCCAGCGACCACUCGCUGCUGGAUCCUCAACCACGCAACGCCCACAACCCCUUACUCGCCACUGCUGACCCUCUUAGGCAGAGUUUGGGUGUGCCUCCAAGCAACAGACUGGCAACUCCCACCACACCAGCAUUUCCUCGGAACGUUCCUAAUCGCAGCACGUUCCAUUCCGGCCAAAACAGAGCACAGCGAAUUUUUACUCAGGGUCAUACGCACACACAGGAUACGAAUGCGAUAUCUCCUCUGGCAAGGCCAUCGUUUUUCUCCAAAAUCUCAUCCAGGUUCUCCAAACGGACUUGAACCAAAUAGCUCGGAUUCAUCUCGGGUUUCAAGAUGAAAAAACCAUUGAGACGUGAGUCGAGACAACUGCACGGUGUGCUGCACGCGACGUGCAAUCGCAGCACGCUCUACACGUCUAAACAGAGUUGACAAACUUGCAAGGGAUGCAGUUGCAUUCUAGUAUUAUAGCCAGUGGACGAGAAAAACAGUCAAUAAUAUUUGGCUCCGUUAUUCUGUGGUGCGCAACGUUGAGAAUAGGAUCUUUUUAGUAAACUUUAUACUUCGGCGAGCGAAUGUUUGAGGGUGCACGCGUGUACACGCGGGUGUACGCUUAGGCGUGUACGUACGUAUGGAUUUUCGUGGCAGCGUGUAUGUGGCAAGCGAUGUAACAGUGACUACUAUAUUUUUUACUGCUGUAACGAUUAAUUGUACUAAAGUCUUCCUGAUACGAAACUGCAAGAAGUUGCCUUACGCACCUAGAGGCAUAGCACGAAAUUCUGUGCCUUCCUACGAUUUUGCCUGACAAUCUGCAAUAUGCACUUUGUACCGACUAUCCAUUGAAAUUUAGUUUUACAUUUUUCUAUACAGUAAAUGUUGGGCACUAGAUAAGCUGCUAGGCUAAAGUACCAUACAUCGUAAUUAGCCCUCCAUUCGACUCAAUUCAGUUAAAUGCAUUCUGACACAAAGUAGCUGUUGAUUGAUACUUCUCUAACUUUCUCUUUGCUGUACGGCUAACACAGACUUCUAUUUCUGUAAAACGACUGUUAUUGUCAGUGCCUGAAAUGAUACGAAUAUCAAUCUUUGCAAAUAUCUUUUUUUACGGUGGGUAACUGUUUCAUUGGAUCCCCGAUUUACCCCUCUACGGUUUUAUGCCGACCCAAUAUGUGCAAGAUAACCAGAUUCUAAUGUACUUAUUAACAUUAGAACUACCAAGACCAGUCAAAAUGACUGGUUUCAAAUGGCCCAUUACUAUACAAAAAAAAAAUUCGCCGGUAGUUUUAGUGUUAAUAAGAGAAUAUGUUCAGGAAAAGUAUAUACGUAUCUUAUUGAAAUGUGUGUAAACGCGGUAGAAAUUUGCAGGGCUUAAAAAAGCUCCGCAGUGAGUAAUUAGAUGUCGAUGGACUUUAUUCUAUCGGUGUACCUUGCAAAACUGCUGAUAUUACAAGGUUUUAUCACAAAUGCUAGACAUACGGUACAUCAACGUGUCCAUUUAUACCCUUUCCAAAGUAUCUACAUUCUACCAUGCUAAACAAACCUAGUUAAAGAUUACGGAAACAUCAAAUGGCAUAUUGUUCAGGUUAAUAGUACAGACAAUGUGAAAGGAAGAGGCAAGAAAUUAACAGUAUGUAAUGACCCAUGCCUUGGCAGGUUUUCUAAGUGAGAGACGAAGACUCGCCUUAUUUCCUCUGAGCUGAAAUGAGAGCGUGCUACACAGCUGAGUAUCAUACAACGAAAGUACGGCCAAAGUGACUGUGGAAAUUAAAUCAUAAUGAAUGGCCGAACACAAGUUCGUACAGGGACCAAUUUUCUGAUAUUGCUGUGUUACGUAGAACGUAAAGUUGUAAAACGAUUACGAAAAAAACGGUAGAAAUAAAUGUACCUAUUAAAACAGAUGGUCUCUAUUUACGAAAUGUGUUCGGAGUAAAAAUUAUUAUAAUUGCUAGAAGUGUUUCUUGAGCAUUCAUAAAUUUGUUUAAUACCAUAUUAACUCUUCGACUACUAAGAGCGCCUAAAGGCCUCCGACGUUUGGUCCAAUAUAGCCUGCACGAUCAGAUGAAUUUCGUCCAUAUGUCGAUAUGGCUCCGUGUUCAAAGGGUUAAUAAUGUAAUAUUUAUGACGUAGUUAUGAAAUAAUUCGAGCAAAAUACCACUCAACAACUGGAGUACGAGUAUGAAGUGCAAUCACUAAUAAUCUGUCUCAUAUAGAUUGUAAAUUCUCGUACAGGAAGUUUCAUUAUUCCUUCAGAAAUUCAUCAAACUCGGGAAAAUCGAAAAAGUGUUAAAUGACUAAUCUGAAUUUACGCGAUAAAAAUAUUUAAAUGUGUACAUAACUGGACAAGGAAUUUCGAUCAAAGUCGAAACAAACCGAAUAUUUAUUCAACCCAAGUAUAUUGAAUACGGUUUAACUUUCAAAAAAUACAAUUCUCUAUUUAUUUCACUACCGUCAACAUCAAAAAUUUAUGCCGUAUUAUACUGAUUAUUCCCGCGUUUGUUAUUUAGAGAAAACUAUAUGAGAUUUAUUAGAAUAUUUGAAACGUUCAUGUUUAAUAUUAAUGUUAUGUUGUAUUGUUUGCAUUUAUUUUUGUUUCGUCCUGUUUUUAUGUCCGAAAGCAAUCGGAAGAUACAUCUAUAACACGUAUGCAUCUCUAAUGGCACGUAUAACUACGUUUUUGUGUGGUAUAAGAGAAUCGAUAUGUCUCGUAAUAUCAAAUAAGAGUGAGAUCGUUCUCUGUAGCCGGGUUUGUUUACCUGCAUUGAUAUUUUGGAUUUUCUACAUUUCCUACCAUUGUAUGUACUGAUGAUCAAAGAUAAAUCGAUUCUUCUGAACAUAGAUAUACAUACUUACGUGAAAGUGCAAAAUUAAAUCCAAUGGCCUUGAUAAGGUUUAAUUUGCUAUUCUCCUUAGGUAGAUGUUUUCUCCGAAUAACUUGUGAUUCAACAACACUUCUCACAGUUUAAAUCAGUUAGAUGAUAUUUUCUCGAAACUUGUUUAAGGCACUGACUAGAAUUGUAGCUUAUAAGGAAAAGAUGGCAAUUAGCAAAACGUCCAUAUCGCACUGAGUAUACGAAAUUUUAUUUAUAAUUUCGGAAAUGAGCGCAAUUUUAUUCUUUCGCCUACUAGAAAUUGGUGUAAUUUAUUCUUAGUAAAAAUUUAAUAUUAUCUUACCUCUAGCAAAUAACAAGAUACUUUGUCACUGCAGCACACAGCGCCAAAACUAAUUAGUUUCGCUGCGUUGCUAUACACACACACCACAUAAAUUUAGUCUUCAAUACGUCCGAUUAUAUGAAGAACUAAGUAUAUUUAGAAACUUUCAAUGAUUUAAUCACAUUAGUAAAUUGAAAAGGUAUAUAUUAAGGUGAAGAUAUAUUCUUCCAGCGGAUUAAUUUCUAAUGUUAGAGAUUUGAUUACCUCUCGAAUCUUUAAAUCGAUACAUCGUAUUUAGAUAGUUCAAUGUAGUGAUGAAAAUUCUCAAAGGCUGCUUAUUUCAUGAAGUAAUUUAGCAGCGAUGUAUAUUUUUGUAAUCAUUUUCAAAUCAAAUCAACAACAGUACAUUCGUUGUGCAUUGUUGGAAAUUUAGGAAUGUAACAAGUAAGAUUCCUUAUAAAAAAAAAGACAAUCCAUUCGACCACAAAGUGUAUUUUCGCAAUAUUAUCGUUUAACGUAUUUCACGACAAAUAACACUAGAUUGUGUUUCUUUGGAUCUUAAAUAAAAUCCGUACAUAGAA